AUGGCGCUCGUCUCGGCCGAUUCGCGCAUCGCGGAGCUGCUGGGGGAGCUGCACCAGCCCCCGCCGCUGUGCGGGGCGGUGCCGGCCGCGGGCGAUUACGUGGCCAAGCCCGGGGACAAGGUGGCGGCGCGGGUGAAGGCGCUGGAGGGGGACGAGCAGUGGAUCCUGGCCGAGGUGGUCAGCUACAGCCACGCCGCCAACAAGUACGAGGUGGACGACAUUGACGAGGAAGGCAAAGAGCGCCACACGCUGAGCCGCCGCCGCAUCAUCCCCCUGCCCCAGUGGAAAACCAACCCCGAGACCGACCCCGAGGCGCUCUUCCACAAGGAGCAGCUGGUGCUGGCCCUCUACCCCCAGACCACCUGCUUCUACCGCGCCCUCAUCCACGCCCCGCCCCAGCGCCCCCAGGACGAUUAUUCGGUGCUUUUCGAGGACACCUCCUACGCCGACGGUUACUCCCCGCCCCUCAACGUGGCCCAGCGCUACGUGGUGGCCUGCAAAGAAACCAAAAAAAAGUGAAAAUUUGGGUAAAAACACCCAAAAUUCGGGCAAAACCACCCAAAAUUUGGGUAAAAUCACACAAAUUUUGAGAAGAGCAACAAGGAAUUAGGUAGGGAGAAAAAAAAUGGGGAGAAAAUGGGAUUUGAAAAACAGAAAAUGGAAGAAAAAUUGAUUUUUGGUGUGAAAAAUUAAAGAUUCUUUUGGGUAAAAAUAGGGAUUUUUAUGGGGGGAGUUUGGGGGUUUUUUAGGGUGGAAAAAAUGGGAUUUAUGUGGGGGAGGGAAAGCGAUUUUAAUAUGGAAAGAAUGUGGGGAAAAUUGAUUUUUUGGGAGGAAAAAUUGGGAUUUUUAUAGGGGGAAAUGGGGAAUUUUUAAAAGGGAAAAUUGGGGAUUUUUUGGGAUAAAAUUGGGCAUAUUUUGGGGUAAAAUUGGGAAAUUCAUGGGGAAAAAGAAAGAUAUUUAUGGAGGAAAAAAUUGGUUUUUACAAGGGUGAAUUGUGGACUUUUUUAGGGAAUUACUGGGAUUUAUUUGAGGCGGGAAAAUUUGGGAUUUUUAUGGGAAAUAAUUGGAAAUUUUCAGAUGUAAAUGUGGGAUUUUUGUGGGUAAAAUUGCCACGAAAAGCCUGAAAAUUUGGGGGAAAAUAUCCUAAAAUUUUUUGGGGUGGGGUUGGAGGAUGGAAAGAUCCCAAAAAAUUAUUAUGGGGGGAAAAAACGUGACAAAAAUGUAAAAAAGUAAAAAAAAAUGGGGGGAAAAAAAGGGUUUUUUGGCUCUCAAAAUGGCGGCCAAAAUGGGAGGGGCUAAAGGGAAAUGACGUCAUGGGGCGUGGCCAAAAGCCACACCCCUUAAUUAAUAAUAAGCAAAUUUAUAAUUAAAAACUAUUUUAUUGUAAAUAAAUAAAUUUAAAAUAA
This is a messenger RNA of Lonchura striata (white-rumped munia), 1406 nucleotides long. NCBI's taxonomy places the organism in Eukaryota, Metazoa, Chordata, Aves, Passeriformes, Estrildidae. The record is from RefSeq and is a predicted model, not a curated record.